Alosa alosa (allis shad) is the source of this 1523-nucleotide messenger RNA. Its product is annotated as alpha-1-antitrypsin homolog. NCBI's taxonomy places the organism in Eukaryota, Metazoa, Chordata, Actinopteri, Clupeiformes, Clupeidae. Bases 54 to 1316 code for a protein of 420 amino acids. Gene Ontology annotation, molecular function: serine-type endopeptidase inhibitor activity. The transcript is spliced from 5 exons. Gene Ontology annotation, biological process: negative regulation of endopeptidase activity. The record is from RefSeq and is a predicted model, not a curated record.
GUCAAACCACUGCCAAAGAAGUUUCUGGCACAGAGAAACCUGGUGGUCAUAACAUGAGAGGCGUUCUGCAUUGCUGUGUGACCAUUGUCCUGCUGCUGUCCGUGGCAUGGGCUGCCCCACAUGAGGGCCAUGACCAUGACCACGACCACCUCCACCACGGCAAGGACGAGCCGCACCCGCACCAUGGUGGCGCAGAUGCACUCUGCCACAAGCUGAGUCCACACAACGCCGACUUCGCCUUCGCCCUUUACAAGAAGCUGAACGCGCUGCCCGACGCAUGCUCCAAGAACGUCUUUUUCUCGCCCGUGGGCGUCUCUCUUGCCCUGUCUAUGCUGGCUCUGGGUGCUAAGGGCGAGACGCUCUCGCAGCUUUACGCCACGCUGGGCUACAGCAGUCUGACCCCAGCAGAGGUCAACGAGGGCUAUGAGCACAUGCUCCACAUGCUGGGCCACGCGCAGGGGGACAUGCAGCUGGACGCCGGCGGCGCACUGGCCAUCAAGGAUGGGUUCAAGGUCCUGGACAAAUUCCUGGAGGACGCCAAGCACUACUUUGAGAGCGAGGCGUUCAACGUGGAUUUCUCCAAGCCCGAAGUGGCAGUGCAGGAGAUCAACAAGUUCAUCGCCAAGAAGACCAACAACAAAAUCAAUGACAUGGUGUCCAGUUUGGAUCCAGACACCCUCGUGAUGCUGAUCAGCUAUGUCCACUUCAGAGGCAAAUGGGAGAAGCUCUUUGAUGAGAAGUUCACCCGCAAGGCAGACUUCCACGUGGACGAGAAGACAAAAGUGACAGUGGACAUGAUGCAACGGACCGGCCGCUACGACUUCUAUGAGGACUCGGACAACUUCACCACGGUGCUCAUGCUGCCCUACAAGGGGAACGCCUCCAUGAUGAUCGUGCUGCCACACGAAGGGAAGAUGAAGGAGGUUGAGGCCAUGAUCUGCAAAGAUCACCUCAGACACUGGCAUGACAACCUCUUCAGGAGCUCUGUUGAUGUCUUCCUGCCAAAAUUCUCCAUCUCUGCUGAUUACCCGCUCAAAGAAAUUCUGACAGAGAUGGGAAUGGUCAACGCAUUCACAGAUGCAGCAGACUUCUCCGCCAUGGCAGAGGAGAAGGUCAAGGUGUCGAAGGUGGCCCACAAAGCAGUCCUGAGUGUUGACGAGAAGGGCACUGAGGCGGCUGCGGUCACCACCAUUGAGAUCAUGCCCAUGUCCCUCCCCAACAUCAUCAACCUCAACAGGCCUUUCCUGGUCUUCAUCUUGGAGGACAGCACCAAGACCAUCCUGUUCAUGGGCAAAAUAACUAACCCAACAGCCUAGACUGAGCUGUGCCAAAAGAGAAGUCUUUAAAGAAGAGUCUCGCUCUCUCCCUCUCCCUCUGUGUGUGUGUGUGUGUGUGUUUCUUCAACAUGGGAGUGUUAUUGUUCAUAAAAGCUACUGAUAUGCAGUAUUAUGUCUUCUUGGUGACACUGUAAUCUUGACCUAUAUCUUGGGACCAAAUAAAGAAUAACAAGUGUUUACAAUAAA